AUGCCGAUUUCACAAGAGAAGAUACAGGAGCAUGCAGCGCUCCUCAACGGGCUUAAUGCUCUCGACUAUGUACCUGCUGCAGCGGAAGAUAACGCCGCUCGGCAACAGGAGGUACAGUCUCUGGAGAAGAAGACGAAAUCCGAGUAUAAGGAUCUUAGCAGAGCCAAGUCGACCACUCGCCAAUGGCUCCUUCGUAUUCGUCAAGGAGAGGACGCAGUUGCUCAAAAACUUGAAAAGGAACAGAAGGAGUAUUUGGAUGCAUUUCGAGCCGAGCGGGAUGCCCGCGAUGAGCUGGCUAUGCUGAUGGGAGAGAAAUCAGAACGGGAACGCGCACGCGUUGAACUUGCCAAGAAGGGAGAACAGAUCGAUGAAUUAAAAAGAAAAAUCGAGUCACUUUACGAAGGACUUUUCUCGGGACCUACACCAGACUAUCCUGAAGAGGAAAGUGCAGAACGCCAUUUCAAGGCCGUUGAAACAGAAUACCACCGCACGCAGACGUAUCUGAACCAACACACUACUGCGAUUAGCUUGCUUAUCAAAGCGGAGAAGACAAUUUCCACUUGUACAAAGAAGCUCAACGAGGCACGUAUCGCGACGGCAAAACUAACACAGGAAGAUACACUCGCAAACAUGAGCGAGCAACUCGUACAAUGCUCGUCCCUAUUAUCCAGCAGACUCACAGCCUCGAUAGCUCAAAACCUCAUUCGUCAAGCUGAUGAGGCUUGUGGCGGUAACGCUGGCGCGGCAGUUGGUACUUUGGACAUGGUACCCAGCAUCCCAAGGACUACAGAAUGGGACGGUGAAGAAUUUGUGACUUCUCUUGAUGGACGAUUUCCUGCAAAAUUGGAUGAGUGUAUUCGAAAACUAGCAGAAGCACGUACUCGGCUGCAAGGUGAAAUCGACAAAAGCUCUGCGCGCAUCGAUGGGUCCCAAGCUUCGGUUCGGCAGCUUUCGACCAAGUUACAGACGUCUCGCAAAGAGCUUGCGGACAUUCGUUGCCGCAUCAUGACGAGCCUCACAAAUCCUGCUGCUCUUGAAGCCCACCCACAUUCUAGUGCCAAAAAUGCACAUGAAGUUGGCGAUUCAGACCUCCCUGUGUAUUUUGACUCGGUGAACACCAUUUCUGGAAGGCCUGCGACAGACCCUAGUGGGAACGUUUCUGUUGGUGUACCAUCUUACGAGGAGUCCCAGGCACAGAACCAGCCCGUUGGGGGGUUUAGGGUUACACUACCGAGGGGGAAUGUUGACCAUGGCCCGACACCUGUAUAUGCACCUUCAGGGUCAGCUCCUGGACCUGGAGGUAUUGGCGGAUUUCGAGUCAUGGCUGAACCUGGCUGGUCUCCCGCUCUGUCCCCGAGGUUGCACAUCCCUGAAGCGCAUGGGUCACCUAUGCCUUCACCCCUACCUUCGCCAUUAUCGCCCAAAUCACCAGUUGUGUGCCUUCCGCCCUCAACAUCAUCUCAAGCCGGACCAAGUGGGCCGCGUCCGAUAUCAUGGUCAUUGAACCCGUACGCAUCUGCUAUGAUUCGCCGAGCGAGCUUAGAUAACGAAGGUCUCUUACCUCCGGGUGGGUGGAUGAGCAAUACAAACCCGUUUAAGGAUCCUGGAGAGUCUCUCAAUAACGGACACUAG
This is a messenger RNA of Rhizoctonia solani, 1632 nucleotides long. RefSeq lists its product as uncharacterized. The transcript has 10 exons. The record is from RefSeq and is a predicted model, not a curated record. The coding region runs from base 1 to 1632 and encodes 543 amino acids. NCBI's taxonomy places the organism in Eukaryota, Fungi, Basidiomycota, Agaricomycetes, Cantharellales, Ceratobasidiaceae.